UAAAGAUGUUGGAAAAUUAUAUUGUAAAGCAGAACUUGAUUGGUUAUCUGUUAAAAAUGGUUUGGUUUAUGUAAAUAAAGAUGCUAUAAAAAGGCACGGAAGUAUAAAAUGCAAAAUUACAUACAUGAAACGAAAAGAUGAUUUUAGUAAUGCCAAAAGUAAAGAAGUCAGUCUCAAUACAAAUGAAGAGUUAACACUAGAAGAUGAUUUGUUUUCAGCUGAAUGUGAGGGGUCUGAUGGAGCAAAUUGGAAUAACAUCAUGUUUGGAGUCCAUCGCAAAAAAGAAACUGAACAUUUAAAGCAACACAAAUUACUUGGAAAUAACCAUAAAUUAAAUGUGCUAAUGUUUGGAUUAGAUUCUAUGUCUAGAUUACAUUAUAUGAGAAAAUUACCAAAAACAUAUAAUUACUUAAUAAAUCAGUUAGAUGCUGUUAUACUGAAAGGAUACAAUAUUGUUGGAGAUGGAACACCACAAGCACUUAUUCCUAUCUUAACAGGAUUUACAGAGAGGGAACUUCCUGAAACUCGUAAACGAAUGUCAAAUGCAAAUUAUGUGAACAUUUAUCCUUUCAUAUGGAAAAACUUUUCACAACAUGGUUAUGUAACAGCUUUUGGUGAAGAUCUUCCUAGUACAGGUAUAUUUACAUAUCGUUUAAAAGGAUUUAAUGAUUUACCAACAGAUCAUUACUUGAGAAACUUUUAUGUUGAAAUUGAUAAAAUUUUGAGGAAACAGUCUCCUUACUGUCUUGGAAGUAUUCCCAGACAUCAGCUUAUGUUAAGAUGGCUGCGAGAAUUUUUUGAUGUAUAUUAUGACAUACCAAAAUUUAUAUUUGGUUUUCAUGGAGAGCUUAGCCAUGAUGAUUAUAAUUUAGUGGGUUAUGCCGAUGAAGAUAUUUAUGAUUUUAUCAAAAGCCUUAAUGAAGAUGGUAUUUUAAAUAAUACUCUAUUAAUUCUCAUGAGUGAUCAUGGGCAUAGAUUUGCUAGCAUACGUGAGACUCAGCAAGGCAAAUUAGAAGAAAGAUUGCCAUUUUUUUCUAUAGUUGUGCCUCCCUGGUUUCAACAUGUUUAUCCAAUUGCCUUUAAAAAUUUGAAAGCUAAUACUGAUAAGCUUGCUACUCCUUUUGACAUCUAUAGUACUCUUAUGACUGUGCUUCAUCCUUCUGUGCCAAAAGUAGGUGAUAUUCAGAGACGUAGUAUCAGUCUGUUCUCUGAAAUUCCAUUGGAAAGAACAUGUGCCAAUGCAGAUAUUGAAGCUCACUGGUGCACUUGUCUAGAGUGGCAAGAUAUCAGUGUGAAAGAUCGAUAUGCAAUUAAAGCUGGACAAGCAGUAAUAGAUUUUAUAAAUAAUUAUACAAACCAGUUUAGUACUCUCUGCAUUCAGCUAGUUCUUGAUAAAAUUACACGUGCUGAGAAACUUUCACCAAAUCAAGCAUUACUGAAAUUUAAGAAAAAUGCUGAUAAAGAUGGAUUUGUUGGAGAUUUCAGUGAUAAUACAAAAGUAUCAGAAGUUAUAUAUCAAAUUCAGUUGGUAGCUUUUCCUAGCAAAGCUAAAUAUGAGGCUUCUGUUAAAUUUAAUAUAGAAACUAAAACAUUUAAUGUUCAAGAAAGAGAAAUUAGUCGCAUUAAUUUAUAUGGAAACCAACCUCAUUGUGUAUAUGACACUCAUCCUAAUCUUCGAAAGUACUGUUAUUGCAAGAUUCAAAUAGCUGAAAAAUAGCUUUAAAAAUUUAUAUCUUUGACAAUUAAUCUAAAUGAUUGCCAGGGUAGCCACAAUUUGAUUUUAAUUUUAUUAAUAUUCUGUCAUAAAAAAAGCAUUCUAUUUAUUGAAAUAAUGGAAGGGAAUUUAAAGUAUUUUUAUUGAUUUCAAAAUAAAUUCUUUAAAUAAUUAUUUUUUUAUUUCAUUACAUGGAAUAUUCAUCUUACAUAUAAGAUAUGAUAUUCCAUGUAAUAUCAUAUCUUAUUAUAUUCAGAAGCAUUUUAAAAUCUAAUAUUUUUUCCUGUUUUUAUUUAUAGAAUUUAUUGGGAAGAGAACAUAAUUAAAUUUUUAUA
Messenger RNA from Centruroides sculpturatus (bark scorpion), 2049 nucleotides. RefSeq lists its product as uncharacterized. The transcript has 4 exons. Lineage: Eukaryota; Metazoa; Arthropoda; Arachnida; Scorpiones; Buthidae. Bases 125 to 1717 code for a protein of 530 amino acids. The record is from RefSeq and is a predicted model, not a curated record.